GCUCCAGUUCCGCACCGGGCCGUUCCUGAAAAUUGGCCAAGAAGUGACCCUCUCCAUCGUUGAUGGGGCUGCGGUGGACAUCCUCGCAGCAGAGCGACUGGAAUGGAUGGACCAAAUUGAAGUGGAACUGCAACGAUUACUGGAGGAGGACGGCGAUGGCCUGGAUGGUGAUGGGCUGUGCCGCUUGGUUCGUCGCCUGGCUGCCUGGCUGCAUCGGCCGGUAGUGUCGGAUGGGGAUGGUGUGCAGGUGGAGCACGACAAAAAGAUGUCAGUUGUCAAGCGCCAAGAAAGCGGUGGGGUCUUGGAGGGUCACCCGGGCACGAAACAGAUCAGUGUUUUGGUUCCUCACAAAGGACACCAUGCUUGCAGAAAGAAGCUGAGCAAAUUCAGUCCUUGGAUUCCCGCCUCGGAUGUGCCCCCCUUUGGGGUGAUCGAUUUGAUAACUUGCAUUUCUGCCCUCACAUGCGGGAACUCCGCACUUGCACGGGUUGUGGUGGCAGCCGCAUAUGCGAACACCAAAAGAGAAGGGACCAAUGUGUCACCUGCAGUGGAGUUUCCUGGGUGGGACAUCCUGGCAGCUUGGCGUCGUUCUGGUGAAUAUUUUCCGAUAGGCGUCUCCAUUGCAGCGGGCUUAUCAGCCAUAGAACUCUUCGCAAUCGCCUCUUGCGUCUUCCCUGGAGCAGGCCCAUCGGGCUUAGAGCUCUUUGUAGCGCCAGCUGAAGAAACAGCGGUUGGCAAGGAGCCAAUCGAGGAAUGCCAAUAUCCAGAUGUGACUUGGCGCAUGGUGCAAGGGUACCGGCAAGUAAGUCUUGCUGAGGAAGAAAGAUUCCAGCAAUUUCUAGCCAGGAAUCAAAAAGGGAAUUCCAAGAAGGAGCAGGAGCACUGCAAGGAACUUCCACCCAGGAAACUCCACCUAAGAAUUCCACCCAAGAAGCAAGGAACUUCCACCCAGGAACUCCACCUAGGUACUGAACUGGUGGAGCGGUCGCCG
Cladocopium goreaui is the source of this 991-nucleotide messenger RNA. NCBI's taxonomy places the organism in Eukaryota, Dinophyceae, Suessiales, Symbiodiniaceae. The record is from the annotation of a GenBank genome assembly.